This is a messenger RNA of Vanrija pseudolonga, 216 nucleotides long. RefSeq lists its product as uncharacterized. The transcript is spliced from 2 exons. The record is from RefSeq and is a predicted model, not a curated record. Bases 1 to 216 code for a protein of 71 amino acids. Gene Ontology annotation, molecular function: ribonuclease III activity. Gene Ontology annotation, biological process: RNA processing. NCBI's taxonomy places the organism in Eukaryota, Fungi, Basidiomycota, Tremellomycetes, Trichosporonales, Trichosporonaceae.
AUGCCCAUGGGACUCGUCGAGAUCCCAGAGCUCGAUCCCUGGACACUUACGAGGGCUCUUACCCACCGAUCUGGUGUCAAGGAGCACGCAGACUCGUACGAGGAGCUUGAACAAAUUGGCGACGCUGUACUGGAGCUUUUCGCCGUCCUUCUUAUCCAUGGUUACAGCCUCCUACCCCCGAUCUCCAAGCGCGCUCAUCGUCAGACCAGAGAUUGA